This is a messenger RNA of Copidosoma floridanum, 1760 nucleotides long. RefSeq names its product maverick (gene mav). NCBI's taxonomy places the organism in Eukaryota, Metazoa, Arthropoda, Insecta, Hymenoptera, Encyrtidae. The record is from RefSeq and is a predicted model, not a curated record.
CCUCCCUUUUUCUCUGUCCCGGUUGUUGCGCCAAGCUACACUGAUAACACUCGUCACUCACGACCACUUUUUCCUUCAACUGAAUUUUUUACCGAUACCUGAAUACCUCUUCUGACGAUCGAUCGUUACUCUCGAGGUAAAAAUGGUGAGCCAGCGGUGGCGCCGAUUCAGCGGCUCUUUUGACGCGUCACAACCGAUCGCGCCAAAUCUUCGGCCCGUCUAACUUCUACCCACCUCGAUUGAUUUGGCACUAGCGAGGACACCACAGAGCCAACAUUGUACAAAGUUGUGUAGUAAGCCUAGAGUGACAUGCCCGCGAAAUUUAUUGCCGAUCCCAAGUGAGAAAGUUGCCGGCUCAUAAGCGCGCAUCCCUCGAGUGCAUCAGGAGGCGGACGAGGGAGGCCUUGGGUUGGACAGGCCCGGGCCUCGCUCCGACCUACACAACAACAAAGCGUUUUACGGCUAUGGGCUUCGCGAAGCUCCUCACCUCGGGAUACCACCAGCAGUGUGCCCAGAACUAUUAUCAUUCCCACUACUACCAGCAACAGCAGGACGAGCAUCCUUGCAUCUCCCAGCAGCAGCAGAAGCACGAGACCCCGACAAAGAGCCGAUUGACGCUCAUACUGCUGAUCGGCAUUGGGUUGGGUUUUCUUUUGCUCCACGGCAUUCAGACGCUGAUGGCCGAGGGCUACUGGAGCGACGAGGAUUUCGACGACGAGCUCAGCGCCGAAGAGCUCGCUCAUCUCAAGAGCAGCAUGCUCAAGUCCCUCGGACUGACGAGCACGCCCGACAUCGCCAAGGCGAACGUCAGUCAAGCCGAGUACGAAAGGGCGCACAAGGAGUACAUGACGAGGUUACGCCGCUCGGCCGAAGGAACCACCGACGACGGAGCGCACAUCAGGAGGCUUUUUACGAUGUACGCUCGGGACGAGCCGAUGAGAGACGGCGCGGGCAUCGAGCUGAGGAUCUCCGCGUCGCCGCUCGAGGGCCACAGCAUCGGCAGCGUGGAAUCGGCGGUGCUGAGGUUCCUCUUGGACCACCGAGAGACGACGGACUCGACGAGCCAACGAGAAUCCGAGGUGCGCGUCUACAGCAGCCGCAACGAAACGGGGGUGGCCGAGCUCAUAGCCAGCCGCACGAUCCACGACUCCCGCCGGCGUUGGAUCGACCUCGACCUCACGAGCGAGCUCGAGGCGAGGCUCCGCUCGCUCCCCACGCCCAUCCACCUGAUCGUCCAACUGUGGCACAAGAGGGACGAUCGGCAAGACGGGAAGAGGCCGUUGUCCAGGUGGAGCGCGACCUUUGGCACCUUGAACGUCCACGCCGUCACGUCGACGCGGGCCUCGCGGGUCAGGCGCUCGGCGUCGACGUUGUCCGCCUCGGGAGUUCGUGGGGGCCACCUGAUGUCGCUCCACCGGGGCCGGCGCACCGAGUGCCGGGGCGAGAGCAAAAAGUGCUGCCGGCACCACAUGCACGUCAAGUUCACGGACAUCGAGGGCUUCGACUUCAUCAUCCAGCCGCGGAGCUUCGACGCGGGCUUUUGCCGGGGCAGGUGCCCGCCCCGCUACAACCCGGCCACCCACCACGCCAUACUCCAGAGCUUGAUGUGGAAGGAGAACAGGACGAGGGUGCCGAGGCCCUGCUGCGCCCCGAGCAAGCUCGAGGACAUCGACAUACUUUACUUCGACGAGGAGGAUCCCACCAAGCUCAAGGUCUCCAAUUGGAAGGACAUGAAGGUCCUCGAGUGCGCCUGCUCUUGA